UCUGCAACUGCAUGCAUGUAUUUCUUGGUGGAGGUGCACCCACACUGCCGUCAGAACAAGCUAAGGGCAUUUUGCAGGGAGAAAGGAAUCCAGCUUUGUGCAUUCUCACCGCUAGGUGCCAAGGGCACGGCAUGGGCUAACAACUCCGUCAUGGAGUGCCCUGUCCUCAAGCAGAUAGCCCAUGAAAAGGGCAAGACCGUCGCCCAGGUGUGCAUUAGGUGGGUGUUUGAGCAGGGAGAUUGCGUCAUCGUAAAAAGCUUCAACGAGAAGAGGAUGCGAGAGAACCUCGACAUAUUCGGCUGGGAGCUCACGGAAGACGACCGUCGCAAAAUCAGCGGCCUCCCAGAAUCGAGAGGAACCUUCGAUUUCUUCGUCCAUGAGUCCGGGCCUUUCAAAACCGCCGAAGAGUUUUGGGAUGGUGAGAUCGUUGCUGGCCAAUCCACUAACCAAGUUGCUGUCCGUUUGGAUCCGACCAGCUUACAGUAAACUGGAUUUAAAUUAAAUGGAUUUCAUCUUGAUCGGUGACGAUCUUCUCUCAGUCGAGUUCCAUCGAUCUAAUUCUAAUUAAGUUGGAUUUCCAGCAAGAAUAAUAUGGAGAUAAAUAUAUAAUUGCAAGAAUGGUUCUCCCAUGUAUCAACGGCAUCUUCCUUCACUAUUACAUGCGGUUCGCAACUCCUUUGUACAGGCGGAUUGAUAAACCGCCAGUGACUAUAGGCCUGUGGAAAUAAAUGUUUCCACAUGCGGUUAAAUGAGAACCGUCUGUAGGCGGUUCGGUUAUGUGAAUAUACAUGCAAUUUAACCCAAUUUUUAAA
This is a messenger RNA of Sorghum bicolor (sorghum), 812 nucleotides long. RefSeq names its product probable NAD(P)H-dependent oxidoreductase 1. Lineage: Eukaryota; Viridiplantae; Streptophyta; Magnoliopsida; Poales; Poaceae. Gene Ontology annotation, molecular function: aldose reductase (NADPH) activity. The record is from RefSeq and is a predicted model, not a curated record. The coding region runs from base 16 to 486 and encodes 156 amino acids. Gene Ontology annotation, cellular component: cytosol. The transcript has 3 exons.